Bombus pyrosoma is the source of this 9767-nucleotide messenger RNA. It is a transcript of the gene raskol, whose product is annotated as ras GTPase-activating protein raskol. Lineage: Eukaryota; Metazoa; Arthropoda; Insecta; Hymenoptera; Apidae. Gene Ontology annotation, biological process: regulation of GTPase activity. The transcript is spliced from 13 exons. The coding region runs from base 2303 to 6244 and encodes 1313 amino acids. The record is from RefSeq and is a predicted model, not a curated record.
GUUGCUCGCAAUACGUUUACAUCGUGUAACGUAAAAUAACGUUGGAAAGUGCUUUCUAGUUUGCUCUUGAUACACCGUAGAAACAAAGUCCUCGACGGCGCGUUACUUCGCCUCGUUUACACCAGCGACCCUAAUUUCCCUAUUGUUCGUCGGGUGCACUUUUAUACUUGCACAGAGACUCGUUAAUUGCUGCCGCCGUUCUUUGCCGUAACGUGGAAAAGAUGGCGAAUCGUACUUGCUCGUGCCAAGUAUCGUCCGAAUUAACGAGCUCGCCGAAACUUUUUCCGUAAACUCCGUUUAACCGUUAAGCCCAGCCGACCGUGACACUAUACGCGCGCUUAUCUAAUUGAAUUUUCAUUUCGCCAAUAUUACAUCGCGUUAAUUCGUGGAAAUUAUACCCGUUCACGCAAAUGCCAUAGACGUAUCUACGAUAGGAUCGGUUACGGAGUGGUUGCGGUGUUAAUCGUACGAGUACAUCUACCACGAUACUUUGCCACAGUUGCGUCGUUUCGAUAAUUUCGAUCGCAACGAAACGCGAAAGCUGUAAGAAUAAGAAAUCUAUCGGCGACUUUGCGUAUCGGAGAAUGGAUAAAUAAUACGCGCAGUCUUCUUUGUUUCGUUGCACGAGUUCACAGGGCAACGAUCCACCGACGAUGAUUUGCAAUCGUCGUUUCACGCUCAGUUUGAUCCGUUCGUUUAUUUUGGAAAAACAACUUACCGUCAGGCGGGCCACUCUUAUCGUCGCCGACAACCGCAUAUCCUCGACCGGACUAUCCCAAGACGCAGAUUCACCAACGUGGACGGUAGUCGGCCUCAGCCCGUCCUCCACAAUUUAAUCGUCCGCGCGAGAAGGACACGGGUAGCGAUACGGGUGUUCCAUGCCGAUGUUCCAUCUAGGAUGCGGUUGCGCGAUUAUGACGUGAUAUUCGACCGUUUUAGCCGAUAACUUUUGGUGCUAUGUAGUGAAAUCGAAAUAGUUUUGGAGAACUCGGAUGCGAAAAAGUUUAUCCUUUUCUGUGAAUUGGUCUCUUCCGUGGCAUAUCGGUCGAACUUCUCGAACUUCGAGAUUCGAGAUUACGAGAUAACUUGCUCGUUUACAGCCUAAACUUUGGCGACAGCGAUAGCCUGCUUGAAAAAUGUUAAAAUGUAAGAUAUUAUUUCGAUAGGAAGGAAGAGCAUAUUUAUCCUAACCGAAGAAAACCGACGACGUCCGACGUUCUUUCGAAAGAAACGCCAACCGUCUUUUACGCUAGCGAACCUGCCGAUCUAAGAACGAUCGGCGUGCGAGCGUCGAACACGGUUUUCCAGGGCAGCCGGUAAAAUCGUCGCGACGUUUCGCUCGAUUUUCCUAGAGUCGUGUCCCCACCGUCCUCGAUUCCGCAGCAGCCGAUUGGCGGCGGAAGGUUAACGCGCGGUCGGCUCCUCCGCGUGGAAAGAGCUGUUCGCGGCGGAUGCGAUAAAAGUGCCGCCGCUGCUCUCGUCCUCGUGCGUUUGCCUCGCGACGAUAGAAUCGCGUUCGUGUCGGCAAACGAUGGUCGCUCGCUCGUGAAAUCGCACUCGCGGAUAAAAAUCCGCCGCUUCUCCCUGUGACCGCUUCCGCUUCGUUCGUCGCUGGUUGUCCGGACGAUCGGCUGCGGCUCGUCGCUGCCGACCUGGUACUCGCGUUCGUCUCUCUGUCCGUCUGUGUGGCUCGAGCCGACCGUGCUUGGUGAAUCGAACGGGAGCAACCCUGGUCCAAGGCGAACCGCGAACUAAUUAUGGAGCUGUCGCGAGUCCACGGAUCGCCUAAUUGCGUUGGGAAGCAGCGAAAUACUCGCUGAUUCGCUGAUUCGCUGAUCACAGUCCGAUCCGAUGCGACGCGAUGGUUCGCCUCGAACUACUUACCAUCUACUACCAUCUGCCACCAUCUGCCACUAUUUACCAGCGAGCAGCCCGAUGAGGUCUCUUCCAGUGGAUUCGUAGUUUCGUACAAGCGGGACAAGACGAACGAGUAGUUUGAACGUAAUCGCGAUCGCGAAGUGCACUUUUCUUAGUUUUCCUGUUCAAACGGGACUCGUUUUUCAGCGUCGUACGAUCGCAAAGUGUUUUUCGGUUGGAACGAGUCGAACCGGUUGACGAACCUCCGACAAUGUCGUUGCUAAUUGUCGGUAGAUAAUGACGCUUCGUUAUCGGACGAAAGCGUCGAUUAACCUAGUUUGCCGGGACGCGCGAUCCUAUUGGAAAAUCGGUCAGGAAGAAUCGUGUUCGUUGUGUGCCGUUGCCUCGCCUCGUGGCUCUGCGACGAUAAGUCGAUUGGUAAUUGAUGUUCGCGAUGAGUCGUAAGAAGGUGUGGAAUUCUAUAGUGCGUCGCAAGAGGAAAAACCACUUGGAUCUCAGUGGCAAAGAAGAGAGCGACGCGGGUAGCGUUUCGCUAUUGCUAAGAAGGGUAUCCACCCUUCCAAGAAGAGGGUUGCAACAGAGACAUACUUUGGAUCCCGAAUUGUCCUCGUUAAGCGAACACGAUUCCAAUCGUCUUAUCGUGGAGCGUGAGUUAAAGUCCUUGUCCUUGCCAAGGGGAUUUCCGCCAGAAUUAGCGGCGAAGGAGGAUGACAAAGGUGAGUCUAAAGGAAAGUCCAUACCUAAGAGUAGUCGACAUGAUUCUCGGAAAAGACGAGACACGUCCUACGAGAAGGCCUGUCGAAGGGGUAGCGCUCCGGCCACCCCUGUCCUCGGAGCUCGACCCUUGGACGUCACCCCCAACAGAAUCGUCAACUUCUUCUCCAAGAGGUCGUUCCGCUCGAAUCCGCUGAAGAGGACGAAAAGCGUGACAAAGCUCGAACGACAGAAGCAACGCGGUGCCGGACUUCGGGGUUGCCGUUCACACGAGUCCCUGCUCUGCGGACAGGCGGUGACCUCGAUGGACCUCGCGGCCGUGACACCGCUGCAUCCAAGCCUGCUUGGCAGACCUCACUGCUUCCAGGUCACACCCAGCACCGGUGGGCCGAAAUAUUUCAGUUGCAGGACCGCUCACGAACGGGACCAGUGGUUACACAGCUUGAGGAAAUCCGUUCAACCUGACGCGGAGCAGACACGACGAACGGAUAAUUCCUUGCAGAUCUGGUUGCUCGAGGCGAAAGGCGUGCCAGCGAAGAAACGAUACUUCUGCGAGGUCUGCCUGGACAGUACUUUGUACGCGAGAACCACAGCAAAACUGAAGGCCGACCUUUGCUUCUGGGGCGAGCACUUUGAUUUCCAUCAUUUGCCUUCCGUCAAUACCAUACAAGUGAACCUCUACAGGGAAGCUGACAGAAAGAAGAAAAGGGACAAGAACGUUUUAAUCGGUUCCGUGAGUAUAUCGGUGCACAACGUCACGUCUCGUUAUCUAACAGAGAAAUGGUACACCGUCAUUGGCGAUAAAGGUCCUUUGAAGGAGCCUCCAGCUUUGAGGGUGAAAUGUCGUUUCCAAUCUGUGGACAUACUGCCGGUUCAAAUAUACCAAGAGUUCCUGGAGUAUUUGAAGACAGAUUAUGCGUCCUUGUGCGAGAAAUUGGAGCCAGUGAUCGGUGUCAAAGCGAAAGAGGACAUCGCCACGGCUUUAGUAGCCGUCAUGCAACGAGAAAAGAAAGCGCCUCAAUUUCUCGCCGACUUGGUGAUGAUGGAUAUACACAGAAUAGACGACGAGAGGCUCACGUUUCGAGGAAAUUCUUUAGCCACGAAGGCGAUGGAGGCCUACCUGAAGUUGACGGGUGACAGGUAUCUCCAGGAGACCUUGGGGGCUGUUGUAAGAGGAGCGGUGGAGGGUGGCGACUGCGAGGUGGAUCCACUGAAGGUCGCCUCGGUGGCGGCCCUUCACAAGCAGCAGCAGAAUCUACGGAACGCCGUGGAGCUCGCCUGGAGUAGGAUAUUGGCUAGCCACGCUCACUUUCCUCUCGAAUUACGCGAGUGCUUCCGUAUAUUCCGCGAACGCUUGGCUGACAUGGGCCGUGAGGACAUCGCCGACAAUCUGAUCUCUGCGUCUAUAUUCCUCAGAUUCCUCUGCCCAGCCAUUCUGAGCCCGUCCCUCUUCAACAUUACUCACGUGUUCUUUCUAGAAUACCCAAAUGAAAAGGCAGCGAGGAAUCUCACUCUCGUGGCGAAAACUCUUCAAACUCUGGCAAACUUCACGAGAUUCCAAGGGAAGGAAAACUUUAUGGAAUUCAUGAACGAUCUCCUGGAGCGAGAAGCUCCAUCCAUGAAGAACUUUCUUCAGCUAAUCAGUAGCCCUUUGCCAAAGGACGCUCCGGCCAAUAACUCGUUGGAAUUCGACGGGUAUAUCGACUUGGGCAAGCAACUAUCUCUCCUGCAUGCGCUUUUACGCGAAAGUUUGGUCACGAUAUCUUCGUUUUCCUCGUCACUGCCUCCGUCGAGACUACCAGAGAUCCUCGAGAGGAUCUCUAUAGCUUUAGAUCAAUCGGGUCCAAAUCCGGUGCCCGUUUCUCACCGCUAUCCAAAUUUACAAAACAACAUCUUCCGCUAUAACGAUCCCACGAUAGCAAACAGCAAUACCAACUUGUCUGUAUCAGCAACGUCGACAUUGAGCAAUCACAGUACGCUAAAUGGAACAAUCAGAGAUAGCAACGAAGUGUUGCAAUCGAACACACUAAGCCACAACAGUUCUCGCAGCCCUAACGUAACCAGAGCAGCCACUCUGCCGCGUAAUGCAUACAUGCCGACCAAUGGAAAGCUGCAGCUACAAAUUACUACGGACGAUUAUCCGCUGGAGUCGCCAGCUUUUGUGUCACGUUCGCCCACACCCAUAGUAAGACAACACAGACCGUUAGGGUCGAGCAGGGCGGGCGCGGGAUACAGACUGACCGCUAGCGCGAGUCUGGCGAACGUGAAUCAUUGCCAGACACAUCCCGCUAGUCCUACGAGAUCAGAGAGUCACAGCAAUCUGAAGGAUUCCAACUACAACAUCACUGCGUCGCAGAUCAACCAAUCGAAUAACUGCACAAUUAUGUCCCAGCAACAACAGCAGCAGAAUCACAGACACAACAUAGCGCGGUUGCAAAACCUAGACAUCCAUGACAGAGAAGAUAAUUAUAACCAUAAUAAUUACAACGUCUCGAGAUCAACCAGUAGGAACCACUGUAACAAGGAGGAUAACGUGAACCAGAUGCAACACCAAAAUUAUAACAACGUGUCGAAAACUACGGUAAACGCAAACGUCGUAGUGAAUCCUUCGUCGAAUCUCACUCUAUCGAUCAACCAUCAACCAAACAACAAUUACGCCAAUAGCAAGAACAACACGACUGCCAAUGGUAAUUUGGACGAGCUGUCCGACCUAUUGAGGUACGCCGACGACGAAGUGUCGGAAUCAAAAUCACAAAAGGGUUCGCAAAUAUCGAUCUCUCAGUUGAGCAACGUUGCUUCAUCCGGUUACCAAAGCUUCGCUGCUUACAGUCAGAGCUCCAGUCCCGUGGAUCUCAGCAGCAACAAUGCAAACGCACAUAUACUCAAUGCAGCGCCGCUGGCUUUCGCCAAUCCUGUUUACCACAUGGAAUCGAAUCACGGAAGAAACGGCAGGAGAGGCAGCAGUAGUUCCGAGGAAAGGGAUGCAAACGGAGGAGUGGAGGGUGUUAGAGGCGUUGAUCUCAGCCCGUCGCCUCCACCGCAGAAUAACGUGAGGAAUCUGCAAAGAAAUAAUCAGAACCAGUGGAGACAGGCCAACCAAACGCACAGAAAUAACUCGGAACAAAACCAGGCUGUCUGUUGCGCGAAGUUAAGAAGGAGACUAUCGCUAGAUUCUACGCGAGACCUCUCUGAUACCAGCGAAGAGGAGAGCUGCACAACGAGGAGGAGCAAAUCUCGCAGUCAUCGAAGCAUCGAUCAGUACGAAGUGGAAAUCGAGAGGUUGCAGAGUAGCGUAGAUCGACUGAGGGCCCGGUUAGGCACAACCGAGGAUACCGAUAUAGACGGCGUUGCACCGGAUACCAAGAUGAAGAGCAUCAUUUCCAGGUUAAUCUCCGUGGAGGAGGAGCUACGGCGCGAACAACAGAAGAUGUCGGCUGCGUUGUCGUACAAGCAGCGCGUGAUCGACGCGCAAGAGCAACAAAUAGCUGCUUUGGACGCCGCGAAUUCGCGUCUAAUGACGUCAAACACAAAACUGUUGUCCGCAUUGAGCACCCUGAAGCAACGAUACAAGUCGAGCCAGUCGAGCAACGAGGCGGCUGCGUUACUCCAGAACAUCGCUGACAUUGGCGAGCUGAAGAGCUCGUCCUGUUAAAAGAAAGAGAUAGAAAAGGGAGCAACCACCUGGACACCGUUGGUGGACAUCGGCGUGAGGACCAGCCAGACACCCGGUGAACCGCCGUAAAACACGUACAAUCACCAGACAAAGCAGAAAAACAUGAAGAUCGUUUUAUCUCUCGCGUUUGACGAAUGCUUCUGGAUGAAGAGUCUCGAGGAUGACUCGAUCGAUACGAUUGCUCGCGUGUAAUUGUUCUAGUACGUAUUCUAAAGAGGAAAUCUCAACGAGGAGCAAGCGACUACUCCAAGUCUGACUUUCUCUUUAGUUCGUUCUAGUUUUUGGUGUUUCCUCGUUUAGUAGCGCAACAUCAAAGGAAAUACCGUAUUGCUGUGGGAAGUUCCACGAGGAUACUCUUGCUAGGUUUGACGAAGCUACGCAAGCGGAGAAAGAGCGCAAAUUGAAAGAAAGGAGAGAGAGAGAGAGAGAGAGAGAGAGAGAGGGAGAGAGAGAGAGAGAGAGAGAAAGAACGAAAGAGUGAAAGGCGUGCGAAAAUAGAGGCUACCUAGUAAGUAGGCAAAUGGUUUAAGUAGAUAAUUUACGUCGAAUUUAAUGUGACACAUAGCAUUUAGGAUUAUUUGUAUCGAAUCCGGUCGCGAAUCACGCGAUACCUCGUAGUUCUCGUUUGACAGAAGUCGAUGGACCCUUAGCUUUGUAUCGCCACGUUUUAAUAUUAGAUUGCUUCACGCAAGCCUGUCCCAAGUGACUUUUCUUCGUUAGAAUUGAACGAACUGGAAAGUCGAUGCCCUUUGAGUUUAAGGAACACGUUGGACUUCUUGGUUGGCGAACAGCAACGAGGUCCAUCGACUUGUUUGGCGGUAGAUGAAAACGAAAGACAAAUGUACACGACGUUUGUCUCUUCUUUCGUUUCAUUUCCCUUCUGUAUUUUCUGAAUUCUGUUAUUCGUUCUGCAUCGUGUAUACGUACCUUGACACCCGCACAGCCGCAUCCACCGUAAACGCUAGCAUGAUUUACGAAGAAUUGUACCGUGGACGAAUUAACUCCAAGUUAUGUUGAAAGAUUUGCAAAUGUAUUUUAUGUCUUAAUUAUCGAAGAAACAAUUCUGACGAAUAUGAGUUCUAAAGUUGCUUGAUUUUGAAAUAUAGUCAAUUUUUCAGGUUUGAAAUUAAUGGUUCGCUAACAAAAAUACCUUUAAAUGUACCACUGGCCCCGAUAUACACGAUUAGUUUUUGUGAAUGGAGCUUUGGAGAGACGUAACAUUAGAUACUAGGUGACUUGCGACGUAUAUGUAUUUACUAUAUUUCAAAGCUUCUUCUUUUAUAGAAAAAUUUGCCCAAAUUGAUUGAUUUCUACAUAUAUAUAUAUAUUUCUAACAAGUUUUACAUUUUCAUAGAAUAUGAUAAUAAAUUGACUUUCUCAGAUAUGUGUUCACAAUAUUUUUGGACAUGUAUAUUCAAAAUGGCUUCCAUUCGCAUCGCAUAAAUUAAUAUACAGUGUGUUGACUGAUUAUUUACAAUAAUUCUAUAGUUGAGUCAGUAGUCGUAUGCACGUAAUGACUAUAUGGCUACUAGAAGUUUUGUGAUUUCCAAAUAUUAUGAAAUAGGAAAAAGGAAAGAGAUAAAGCUUUCUAUAUUACGGAAAUUUAUACCGCGGAAUCGAUAUAAGCAGAUUGUUGUCGAUAUAAAUGUAAGUAACGCGAUAAAUAGAAAUACGUAACAAAUUUUAGACAGUUAAUACUUAAUGGCAGUACUUGGUUCAUUUGUACCGAUUCGACGCGUUGGACCUGUGUAGCGUCUUUGUAUGCUAGUAAUAUUGUCUUCGUAAAUAAGUUGACCCUUCAUAGUUGCACGCACCUGGCUAGUCCACAUAUCUAUAUGUCUACAAUGUUAAACUUUUAUUUACCGAUCAUUCUGCUGUUAUAUCCUGUUAAACAAUCUAUCGAUAACGAUUAUUAGCUUUUAAGCUUCGCGUCAAAUUAAACAUCAAUUAUAACUCCUUUCUCUUACGAACAAAUAAUUUGACAAAACAUAUGAAGUAUAACGAAACAAAUGAUUUGGCGACCUGCGUAUAUUCGUCAGAAUUUGUUCCCAAAUUUUUAAGCUCAGAAUAUGCCUGCAAAUCGAAUAAUAAAAGAAUAAAUGUAUAUUGUAUUAUUAACGACGUUUGACACGCCAACAUGUAACAUCCUCAAGCACACCGAAUCGUAUUUCAGGACCGUAUAUAUGUGUGCAUAUUUUUCUAGUUUACCUGCUCGUGUGUCGCGUUCGAGCAGCAAAACGGACGCACGACGUUUUUCUGUUCGUACGCGAUGCAUAACGUUUUUAUUAAAGACUUCUCUUCCGUCGAACACUGAAGAGAAGCGUGAAACAGAUAAGAAAAGAAAAAGAAAAGAGAAAGAAAAUAUUAUUCGAGCUGUUGAAUUUUUCACUAUUCCUUGGAAGCUUUUUGUUUGAGCGUUCGAUUCGAACAUCGAUUCUUACUGUAAGCGACAAUAUAAUUUAUUUAGUAGUUUCUACCAAAGAUGAAGAGGUUUUUAUUGUAAAAAGCAUCGAGAUUUGCGUGUAAGAUAUUUUCUGUUUUCGUCGCUAAGCGUUGCUCGAGCUAACGAGUCGAUCGCCGGUCAGAUAAAAAAAAGUGCCGGCUGCACGAUGUAUAAAAAGAGUCCUCUUCCUUGAGAAGAUUGUGAUUCGAAAAGAGAACAGUCGUGCACCGAUAUCUCUUAGUCGCGCGAACAUUUUGUUAUAUUCUAUAUUUUCCUUUGUCUGUGUUUAUUUUCUUUUAAGAUCAAUUAUACACAGCAAUGCGUCAUGCAUAACAAAUUAGGUACACUAUUGAUGACAGUCUCGUUUGUUCGCAAUCGUUAGCGUGUAUAAUUGUUUUACAUCACACAACAAGUAUAUUAUCAUCGUAGCCAUUGUAUAGCGAAAUGCACGCGUGCUAGAUUGAAAGAUUUCGAGAGAGAAAGAGGCAGAGUAUGCGUGAGAAAAUCUAAAAAGCGAAGAAAAUUUGAAUCUGUGUAUGCCUGUGUGUAUGAAGUAUAUGAGGAAAAGAUUACGAUUCAGUCUAAUCUCAUUUUAAAAAAAAGUAUUAUCUCGACAACUUGUAUCAUAGCUCAUUAUUCGUCCGUGAGAUCAUUUUAUUUUCUCGCUUUUUGCCAAUUAUUUUUGUAUAGAGAUAUCUAUCUUUCCCCGUUUCUUUCGUUCCACCAUCCACUUUCAUCCACUUCUCGUACCUUACUGCCCCCCAUUUUUGUUUUGUACUUUCUUUAACCACGACCCUUUUUACGGAGAGGUGGUUUUGCCGACGAUAUUUUCAAUCAUCGAGUGUCGACACCAUGAAAUUAAUAUAUUCAACGGUACACCCUUCCUCUUGUUAGACAAUGUAAUCGACAAACGAUAAAGUAAUCUAUUUAAAAGUGAUUUGAAUAGCGUGUACAUUGCUAAGUUUUUUGGUAUAUUCGUUUCUGUAAUACAUCAUCUGUAUUUAAGCGUAUAGCAUCUAUUAGUAACAGUACAUGAGCAAAUAAAUAUGAUUAGGCAUA